GGUUCUAAAACAUUGUAUUUUCUUAGCAGCACCAUGUCUAAAUUUGCUGGCUCAGCAAUUGCUCAGGGGCCAUAUGUUGGCCGAAUCGAUUGUUGGUCAGAGUGGAAACCAACCAGUGAGGAACCACUCUGGUUACUACUCUCAGGAGCUACUGACCCACCUAAAGAAAUUGGAAUUUCUAAAAGAAGAACUCGAGAUUCACAGGGAGAUAGGAAUGGCGCAUUUCUUGCUGGUGUGACUCGAGAUUUGGUCAACAUGGAAGAUGAAGUUGGAACAAAGCUGUUCAACACUGUUAAAGAUCUUUAUCUAACUAAGGGCGCAGCUCUCCGACAUGUCACCAUGGUCUUUAAAAAAUGCAAGCAAACAAAGGUCAAGCCUAUGUUAUACUAUACUGGGCAUGGUGAGAUUGGUACUGGAAACUGGUGUUUUGCCGAUGGGACAAUCAGUAUCCAAGAGAUUUUGGACAUGGUGCCUGUGGAGUGUUUUCACCCGAUGAUCUUCAGUGAUGCCUGUUACAGUGGCCACUGGGCAAAUUUCUGUCUGCAGAAAGGUAUUUUUGAUUUCCACUGCCUUGCAGCAUGUCCGGAGUAUUCAACGGCUCUUGAUACCAAAGGUGUGUAUGUUUCACAUGCUUUAUUAAUAUGAAAAAAGAAACUAUUAAAUUAUAUUAGGCGUAAAUAGCAUUCAGAAACCAAGCCAGUGGCGUCGUUUCCAGCUCGAAGUAUGCAUUAAACAGAGCUUCUUUCAUUAAGCUAUAUGGAAAACGUCUAUUGUGAUUAUUUUUACAGUGGAACCUCGAUGUAACAGAGAGCCAAGGGACUGGCAAAAUUUGUUCGCUAUGCAGUGCAACCCCGAUAUAACGAAGCUCUAUAUAACAACAGCCUCAGUUGGUAUAACGAACGAUUUUGUUUUCAAUCCCAGUAUAGUAAUUGAAUUAUAUACUAUAAAGAGAAAGCCCGAUAUAACGAAACCGCCUUAUGGCUAACAAAUUUUGCCAUUCCCUUGGCCUUUCGUUGUUUUGAUAUCGAGGUUCUUUUCCAGAUAUUUUACUACAGUCGAACCUCCACUAACGGCCACCUCUCUACAAUGGCCUUUUUUUUUUCUUUUUUUCGCCCCGGCUGACAGUCCAUACAUUGAUUCUUGUUUAAACCUCUCUACAUCGGCAACGGUCACAAAAGCGCGUCCCGAAUUAACUGCCAAAAUGAACUCUCGAAAACGGCCAGUUUUUUCAGCCACUGACGCAAAAGUCAGAAAUGGUCGUGAUAUUUGAUCCGUAUGGCACGUUGAUGUUUAAUGGCAAUCGUAUUUUGAUUGUGUUCUAUUUAUUCUGUCUACAAUACGUAUAGGGAAUAUUGCGAGACUUGUUCGUUUUGUCAUGAUAACAUUUUCAUUUUCAAGUUUUCCUUGUAUUUUUUACCUCUAUAUAUCGUUUAUGAUUGGAUUACCAUUACGGGAUACAGUAAGCAUGAACAUGGCACAAUAAACAUGUUGCACUCCCCUAGAAAAAAUUUGUCAUAUAACACCCCUACCUCCCCAUAACGGCCCGGGGUCUCUCCACAACAGCCAAUUUCCUCUGUCCCCGAGGUUUGGAGAGGUUUGACUGUAUUAUUGGGGUAAAGAAAAAUCGUUUUGUAUACCCAUGACUUCGUUAUAGAGAAGUUCGUUAUAUCGGGGUUCCAUUUUACUGACAUUCUGCACUUUUCAAAUUACUUGUAGAUGAAGGAGGAGAUUUAACACUGUACAUGACUGGAAAGAAACUACGGCCAAGAACAGAGCCCAUGUAUAGUGGCGGAAAUAGACUGGACUUCCCCAUCAGCUAUGGAUAUGGUACCGUUGAUUACACUGAUUUUAUCAGUAGUCAUAUUUUUAAUAGUCAAAACAUUUUGAUUUCCCAGAGCAUGCAUAAUGGCUACUUCUCAGGAAUUUUUGCGAGUUCAAAACUUUACAAUCCAAGACGUGCGGUAACUUGGGGAAUUAAAAGAAACUGCGACGAGUUUCUUGGGUUCGUCAAAAAGGAAUGGAAAGGCGUUAAUGGUAAGUCAAAGAGGAUAUACUCCCUUGCCUGUGAUGAGAAGUUUGGUUUCGGGGUGUUCUUCAUGGAAGGCUAUGGUACAUGUCAAUCUAUUUUAAGAAACACGGAUGAUAUAAAGGAGAAAUGGGAUGAGGGUUUUAAGAUUACUUCAUGUUCUGCCCUAUAUUCAACAUUUUACAUCAUCAUGACAAAGGGCACGAAGGAAUACCAUGAAAAACAGCAGAAGUGGUUUACUCGUAGUACCUGGAAAGAAACAAAUGAUGAAAUACAGGAGGGAUACAAAGAAAGAAAAGCUAUCACUGGAAUAUGUUAUUCCAGUGGGCUGAAGCUGUAUUUUGUUGUGAUGUCAGCCUCAAUGGGGGAACAGUGCUUCAGGUGGUUUGGCAAGACUGAAGGAGAGGCCAGGAGAGAUUGGGAAAAUAAGAAAUAUGAUCAGGGAUUUCAUCCUACUAUCAUCUUCAAAGAUCCAACUGACAAUAAAAUUUUAAGUGUGAUGACGAGGGAUGAAAAUAGAUCGGGUUAUGUACGUCGGUCUCACUAUAAAUUAAGGCAGAUUCCUUUAGUUUAA
Molecule: messenger RNA, 2600 nt
Organism: Porites evermanni
Lineage: Eukaryota; Metazoa; Cnidaria; Anthozoa; Scleractinia; Poritidae
Source: the annotation of a GenBank genome assembly